AUGGAAAGCCCGUUUCGUAGUCAAACAGCAAGUCCUCAACCGACGAUGCGGCAAGCAGCCGCUUGGAGGGCUUCAGCUGAGAAAUCGCAAGCACAAACCCCCGAUAUGUCACACACGCGGAAUUCUUUGGAUUCCCCUUUCGCUCCAACGCCACAGAGAUAUCCACACGACCAAGACUUUGCAUCAUCUGCACGAAAGGAAUGGCGUUUACACAAGAGCGGCAUGACGCAAGAUCUUGAAGAACGUCGCAAUUCUCGGGCACCUGGAACCAUAGCUGUGCGGGUGCUGGGGGCCGAAACAAGACAAGACCUUUCGAAUCAACCUUACACGACAUAUAUUAUGCAGGUAACUCUUGCAAACGGCGACGUAAUGCAAUUGGAACAUCGGUAUUCUGAAUUCUCCAAAUUGAACGAGCUGUUUCGUUCUCACAACAUACGAUUGGAUACCUCUUUUCCAUCUAAAAGUCUUGCUGGCAGAAUUGGGAAUUGGACCCCUUCAAUUCAGUUCUUUCCAAUCCGAAAUCAGGAGCUAAUUCAAUUCCGAAAGAUACAGUUAGAUGUUUGGAUUGUUCAUGUUGUGGAAAAAUAUAACGAAGGUGAUCUACCACACUCUUUGGGAAGGCAGGUUUACGAAUUUUUGACUAAAUUUAACCAGAAGCCUUGUGAUCAGGAGAACAACCAUUUACCGAAAGCUGGGAAGUCAAAAUUGAACAAUCCUCUUAGCUUCACUUUGGGAUCUAGUAUAAGGCAAGCGACAUCAACACUUGAGUAUAUGGUUCACUUUGAACGAGAGGAGUUGCAGUCGAUUCCAAUAGAUUUGUUGAGAUGUGCCAAAGGUCUUUGUUUCUUGACUGUGAUCAAGGCAGGUCUAGUAGUUAGCGGUAGAGUGGGGACUGGGCUUUUGACUGCUCGAGUGGGAGAACAAGAAUGGAGCGCCCCACUUGCAUUGGGGACUCUGGGUCUUGGCUGGGGAAUGCUUGCUGGUGGUGAUAUCACACACUAUUUGGUCGUCUUGACCACGAUGGAAGCAGUGGAGUCCUUUGUAAACGGAACAGUUCAACUCGGAGCAGAACUCGGCGUUUCUGUGGGACCCUUAGGCAGAAGUGCAACAUCACAGGUUGCAGCAAGUCAGACCGAUUGGGCAGUGCACCCAGCUUACUCGUACGCGCAUUCACAAGGCCUAUUUGCUGGAAUGAGCUUGGAAGGGUCCAUAUUGACAGUGCGAAACGAUGUCAAUGCCAAAUUCUACGGCGAACAUUUAAAGCCUGAAGAAGUACUGCGGUUGCCCCCACCAAAGGCUGCAGAACCGCUGUACAUGGAGCUCGAGAGAACUAUUUCCAUAGAAAUAGCUGAAGGAUCCUUUCGACCGAGCACCCUCUUUCAAGACGCAACAUCUGCCAAAACGAAAAAUAUGAGAGCGACAAAGUCAUCGAUUCAUGACCUGCCAACUGUCAACACGCUAGGCAACACCCCGCCUCACAUGGCAAACCAUAGUGCUCAGACAUAUAGCUAG
Messenger RNA from Cylindrotheca closterium, 1512 nucleotides. The record is from the annotation of a GenBank genome assembly. NCBI's taxonomy places the organism in Eukaryota, Bacillariophyta, Bacillariophyceae, Bacillariales, Bacillariaceae.